UGUAAUCUCCUUAACCCUCACAAACCAGAAAUCGAACAUUUUCAAGUUGUACCCGAAAAUGGUACUAGGGCUCAGACAAUUCACCGACAGAAGCGGCGACGGUGCUGGAGAACCAGUUCUCAACACCGAAAAUGAAGAGGAGAUUAUGCACGUCCAGCACAGCGUUUCCAUCGUCAUAGGCAAUCGCUCCCCAGAAUCACCCGGCACUCUCUAUAUCUCCACUAAGAAAGUGGUGUGGUUAAGUGACGUAGAUAGAUCAAAAGGAUAUGCGGUUGAUUUCUUGUCUCUGUCACUGCAUGCGGUAUCAAGGGAUCCAGAGGCUUACCCCUCUCCUUGCAUUUACACUCAGAUCGAGAUAGAAGAUGAUGGAGAUGAGUCAGAUGGUUCAGAUUCAGAAAGUAACGAGGUUUUGGACUUAUCAAAAGUCACAGAGAUGAGGCUUGUACCUUCAGAUCCCAGCCAAUUGGAUACUCUGUUUCAGAUAUUUUGUGCGUGUGCUGAACUAAAUCCUGAACCUCUUGAUGAGGAUGAUGAAGAGGGGAACAAUUGGGUUUUUAGUGCUGAUCAAAUGCCAGAUGAUGCUGCAGAGGAGGAAGAUUCUGAAUGGCAUUUCUCCCAAAAUCCUACAAGCUCAAUUGGUCAUUCAAACGGGGAUCAUGAUGUAGCACAUAGAGUGCUUGAGCUUCAAAUAAAUGAUCAACGGUUUGAAGACCCAGAAGAGAUGGAAGAGGGAAGUCACAGUGGUCAUCAGUGAGCUUCCACUUUUGGGGAUUGAAACAGUUUGUUCAACCGCUGUCCCUGUAAUUCAUGAAAAUUGUGCUCCACAUGUAAAUUGUUUAAUCAUGUUCGACGGUUGGCAAGACCAUUGUCCUGUUUUGUAGUGCAGCUUGUGGCAUUUUUAAAUGUUGAUUUCAUCUGACUGCUAAUGUGGAAGUAGACAAGUUCUUGGGGUAAUACACUAAUUCUUAUCAUCGUGCAAA
This is a messenger RNA of Manihot esculenta (cassava), 980 nucleotides long. Its product is annotated as chloride conductance regulatory protein ICln. Gene Ontology annotation, biological process: cell volume homeostasis; chloride transport; spliceosomal snRNP assembly. NCBI's taxonomy places the organism in Eukaryota, Viridiplantae, Streptophyta, Magnoliopsida, Malpighiales, Euphorbiaceae. The coding region runs from base 59 to 754 and encodes 231 amino acids. The transcript is spliced from 7 exons. The record is from RefSeq and is a predicted model, not a curated record. Gene Ontology annotation, cellular component: spliceosomal complex; methylosome; plasma membrane.